Perca fluviatilis (European perch) is the source of this 5874-nucleotide messenger RNA. It is a transcript of the gene gpr52, whose product is annotated as G protein-coupled receptor 52. Gene Ontology annotation, biological process: G protein-coupled receptor signaling pathway. The coding region runs from base 1897 to 3015 and encodes 372 amino acids. NCBI's taxonomy places the organism in Eukaryota, Metazoa, Chordata, Actinopteri, Perciformes, Percidae. Gene Ontology annotation, molecular function: G protein-coupled receptor activity. Gene Ontology annotation, cellular component: membrane. The transcript has a single exon. The record is from RefSeq and is a predicted model, not a curated record.
AGAGAUUGCGUGGAGAGGGAGGGAGGGAAGUGUAAGCCAGUCGCAGCAUCUCUCCUCACUGCACCAGGGCUGAGGGACUCUUCGUCCCUUCGCUUCCCUCACUGCAGAUUUAACUCAUUUCCAUCAGCGCAGUCAUCUUUUUUUUUUUUCUUGCUUUUUACUUGCAGCUUUUGAUAGAUGCAUUGCAUUCAUCGGUUUCUGUAUGCCAGGAUCUAAGGAUUUAUUUAUAAAAAAUGUGGGUUGUCCUGUUUACUGGAAUUAAAAGGGGGACGUUUGCAGAGGACAGUGCUUGAAACUGGGACUCCGACUGGGACUUGGUCUUUUCUUUAUGCUGCUCGAGUGGAUUCCCUUUUGUUGCGCGGCCAGGGUUUUGUUCUGGGCGACAGACCUACUAAGAGAGGAGUUGUAGGACCUCAUACCUCUACAAAUAAACAGAGUGCAUACUUCAAAGGACUAAAGCAAGUUAAAAAACAUCUAUGGUUGCUUUCAGCAUUUGAGGAGAAGGUGCUAAUGCUUCAGGAUGUCACAACAAAAAUGCAAGUAACUCAUUUAUGGGAUAAAUAGGUGGAUUGCCGAUUGAUCCCCACACCCCUCUCUGCAAGUGUCUGCCACAGGAUUGCUGAGGAGUCUGAGAGGAGCACUGAGCUAUUCAGCUGGCCUCUCAUUGCUCCAGGAGAGUCCUUCCACCUGCCUGCAUGGGAGUCUUCGAUUCAACACUUUCAUCAGCUACUGGGCUUUUACAUGUCUUUUUUGCGACUUGCAGUCCAGAACACUGAGAGGCAAGUUUGCACAUUUGGAUUUAAACUUUAAAUUACUUUAAUAGCAAAACUCAUCCUGUGAUUUUUCUUUUUUACCUCAUUCUGCCUGGGGAUGGCUUGCAAACAUCAUUUUUCCCCCAGCGCCGUGUGCUGAGAGAGCUAUGACAUUAUCUCCUGCGGAGAUCCCCAUGUUGUUCUAGCCUGUGUCUGUGUUUUGAUUCAGACAAUAGCUGGGCAUGCAUGGGCUCCAGACACUGACCAGAGGACCACCAAAAUAAGGGAAGCCUGCUGUUACAUUGUAAACACAAGCACCCAUUGCACAGUAAAACUUUGGAUUGGAUUGAAGGGUCGAUUCACAGAGAUGGAUGUAAUUUUCUUUUCCAGACUUUGGUACACACUAAGAGAGACUCCUAAGAAGCUUUUAUUUCCCUUAGAAAUAGUUGCCUAAAGUUUAUUUUUUGAAAGGCAACUGCACUCAGCAAAUUUCAUCUGAUUUCCAGGAGUGAAAUAGGAGCCAUAUACAGCUAACUUAUUUGAUCUCCUGUGAGGAUUUGUCAACAGCAGAGAGCAUUGUGCUUUGCUUCAUACUUUAACCUCUUCGUAUGGUGUCCUCCCUCGCAUCUUCUGUGCUUUCUGCCCUUGUGCGGACAGCUUAUGCCCUCAGCCUCCCUGUGGCAACCCUCAUUAGGAUUGGGAGAUGAGGCCACAGACUGGCAGGCAAAGCAGCUGGGAAACUCGCCUUUGGAAUAGAUGCUGGCCACAGCAGUAAUGCUACCCUCCUACCCUGGUUUACUGAAGGAAUACAGUUUUUUGAUAUCUACUCCUGACUGUUACCCACCCACUACUUUCACUAACCAUGAGUGAUUGGAAAAGGAGAGCUAAAUGGGUUGUGCUACCCUCCCAGAGGCUGUAUUGAUUUUUCUCCAGUCAGUGUUUAUUUGAUUGAGACCCAGCUAUGUGAGAGUAAGGUGAACGAGAGAGUGAGUGUGUUAGAGAGAGUAUUGCGCUCCGUUAACUGAAGAAGGCUGCAGACACCCGGUGUAGAGCGGGUGGGGGGCAGGCAGUUCUCCAGUUUCAGGCCAGCUGCCUUAUGGGUGACACACCACAAACCUGACCCACCUGGAUAGCACCCACAACAAUGAACCAGUCUGAACUGACAACGGGCCCGGUGCUCACUGCCAACAGCAGUCAUGGAGACUUCUUUCCUGGCAGUGCUGCCAACCACUCUUGUCCCUUGGGCUGGGGGCUGAACGAAGGCCUAGAGGCUUGCGUCCUGGAGACUGCUGUCAUUGUACUUCUGACAGUGCUCAUUAUUGCAGGGAACCUGACGGUGAUCUUUGUGUUCCACUGUGCCCCUCUGCUACACCACUACACCACCAGCUACUUCAUCCAGACCAUGGCAUAUGCUGACCUGCUGGUGGGUCUUAGCUGCCUGGUGCCCACCCUGUCUCUUCUCCACUACCCAGCAGGUGUCCAGGAACCCAUCACAUGCCAGGUCUUCAGCUACGUCAUCUCUGUUCUGAAGAGUGUUUCAAUGGCAUGCUUGGCUUGUAUCAGUGUGGACCGCUACCUGGCCAUAACUAAACCACUGUCUUACAACCAGCUGGUGACGCCAUGCCGGCUACGAGGGUGCAUUACCCUAAUCUGGGUCUACUCUAGCCUGGUUUUCUUGCCCUCCUUCUUUGGGUGGGGUAAGCCAGGCUAUCAUGGGGACAUUUUUGAGUGGUGUGCUCACUCUUGGCCCACCUCUGCCCUCUUUACAGGAUUUGUGGUGUGUAUGCUCUAUGCGCCUGCUGCGCUUGUGGUGUGUUUUACCUAUUACCAUAUCUUUCGCAUUUGCCAGCAGCACAACAGGGAGAUCAGUGAACGGCGGGCACGUUUCCCCAGCCAGGAGAUGGAGGCUGGUGAGGGGGGUGGUGGUGGGCAUCACGGAGGGCAUGGACCAGAUCGGCGCUAUGCGAUGGUGCUGUUUCGCAUCACCAGCGUUUUCUAUAUGCUUUGGCUGCCCUACAUAAUCUACUUCUUGCUAGAGAGCUCCCAUGUGCUGGACAACCCUGCCCUCUCCUUCAUCACCACCUGGCUUGCCAUAAGCAACAGCUUUUGCAACUGUGUCAUCUACAGCCUGUCUAAUAGUGUGUUCCGCCUGGGCAUGCGUAGGCUCUCACAGACAAUUUGCUCCUUUAGCCACUGCGCGGCCGAUGACGGGGACUUUGGGGAGCCUAAACCAAGGAAGAGGGCAAACUCAUGCUCCAUCUGAAGGGAUGACUUUACUGCUGGGAUCAACAAAUGGGGAACAUGAAUCUUAACAGCUUAGCAGCUAGUUAACUUUCAAAAACAUUGGCACAGCUUAAGCAAACAGAAAACAAUUUCUGUUGUAUCAGCCUGUGAGCUGAUGAACCAAUGUCAUUACGUUGGUCACAAUAAACCAUGGUUUAUUUUAUUACAAGCUUUUCAAGGAGAUGGGUGCAGUGUCUAAACAGAUUUAAUGAGAUGGGCACUCUGUGAUGGUUUUUAUUCUGUGGUGUGUGACUUGGCUGUGGAUAUAGAAAGUAGUCUCCCAAUGGCUUUCUUAGCCUUUACAUCUCACUGUAUGUCAUCAGCCAGUUUAUCGGUGUUUCCAUCAGCCAGGUCAGACAUAGUGGGAAGACAAACUCCAAAAGAUUCAAAAUAUAUUCUCUCAAACAUCAAAUGUGACCACACUUUUUCAUGCCUGUUAAAUUUUGUUUGUGGUUGUGAAUUGGAUUGACCUUUUACUCGAUGUUUCCGUACUUUCUAUGACUGUCAUUAGCAGAAACUAGAUAACCUACACUUACUUGUGCUCAUAAACCUGUUUAAAGGUUGUAAAUGGAUAUUUGACUUUUUAUCUGUAUAAACACACAAGGUGACAAUGACGACAGCCGUUAUGCUGCUGAUAAAUAACCGUUGGCAUAUGGCCUUGACUGUUUUCUAAAGGAAAGUGUGCAGUCCAUUUCUGCUGAAGUAUUUCAUGUUGAGUCUGUAAACAUGAUGUUUGCAGGUGAACAGGAGAGAGAUGCAAAAAGGCAAUGAUGUUCUGACACAUUUUCUUUCUAUAAACAAAUUGAUUGGCCUUUCUAUAAGUGAUUAGCCAAUCGCAGAAGGUUGAAAUCUGGAUAAAGUUGUUUACUCAGACCUUCUGCAAAACAGGGUACAUAAUGUACAGGUAGUAGCACACAUCAAUCUUCAUCAUUAAAAUUCCAAUAUAGCACUGUUUAGAUAGUUCUUCAAAACAUACUCCGACAUCACAGCAUUAGAGCAAGGACUGUAAAAUAUCUAAACUUGUAAAAAGAGUCUUGAAACCUUUAAAUCAAGUUAAAACCCCCAAAAUGAGAAUUUAUUGGGUUUUAAUUUUAGUCAACAUGGUUACUAAUCUAUAAUGUAGAUGUUCUAAUUGUCAAACCAUUUAACACAUUGCCUAGUGUCGUCGUGUGACCUGUAUCAGAUUUUCCACAGAUGACAUGCUGCUUAUAUUGUUUACCAAUUUAAAUAUUAGCUGAUUAUGGUUGGUCACCAAUUGUGUGGUGCACCCCUUCUAAAACGCACUUGAUUUCCAGAAUUCAUACAAAGGAUGUGUCAGUUUGUUGCGGAGGUCUUUAUAUUGAAGGCAGUGAACUGAUACCCGCAGCAGAUAACUACCCAGCACAUUGCCAAGGUCCCCCCUUGCGCUAAUGAAAUAGCCCAUCAGCGGCAGCAUUCCCACCAUUGGUGUGGCAUUCCUGAUAUGGCUGUGUUAUGAGUAUUCUGCUAACAGUUUGAUGCAUGAGCGCUCAUGACAGCCAUUUCUAACCAGCAAAUAAAUAUUACACCCCCCCAUGUAUAUGUAGAGCCAUGUAUAUUGGAUAAGGAACAAACAACAGACUUGGCAAAGUAAAAAACAGCAUUAUCUAAUUAUGAAUUUCACAUUUUUUAUAAUGCAAUAGGUUUAGGUUUAGUUUAGAAAGUUAAAUCUGUAAUUGAGCUGACUUGAGAAUAUUAUUUUAGAUGAACAUCUUGGGUGUUGCUUUAAACCCCCCUUAGUCGCUUAUAGGUAAGAAAAGUGAUAGUAGUGGCAGUGUAGACCUGAUUAGUAGGCUGAUUUUGAGUGCUUUGCAUCAGUUAUCUUUGUUAAAGAUGAUAGUGGAUUUUAUUUCCCAGCAGUGGUGCAUAGGGGCUCAGGUUAAUGUGAUCUGAUCUGUCUGGAGGUCGUUGUGAGGUUAGAAAUGAACUGAUCUGAAAUCACAUGCUUUGUUGUGAAAAAGGUUUAAGGCUAUCAGCAGCUUAUCUUGUGGAGUUUUGUUAAACUAUUGGUCGGACAAUCCUCAUUACUUUUAAUGUGUCUCACUCUCUUUCAGCUGUACCAAUUCUGUUGCUGCUUUUUUAUUUAUUUUUUUAUAUAUAAAUAUACUCACCUCAAACUAUAGGCCUGAAUGUCUUAAAUACUUCUCAAUGCUUUUGGGAAUGACCACAGUAUUUAGUGUGCACUUCUCACAAGGUCAAACCAAACUGGGAAUCACACUCUAAAUGUGGUAACUGGGCUUGUUGAAUUUUCCUGUUUUUUCAUGAUGUCUGUGCCCACGCAACAGGUGCCUGUGCUGGGAAUGGCACAGUAUAGGUUUUAGAAAGGAGUCCUUAAUGAAUUGUUUGUGGGCUUCGUAUUGGAGAUAGGUAGUUACAGUAACUAAAUUCUGCUAAAAAAUAAAUAUAGUUAUUUUACUAUAGUUAUUUCCCCAAUCUGAGGCUUUUGAUAUACAAAGUGCAGAGGAUGUGUAGUUAAUGCAACCCACAUACUGCCUUUGGUUAUGAUUCUCAUCAUCUUAUCCAGUAAUAUGGUCACUCCAGUCGAUCUACCUUGUACAUUCCCUUGAUCAUGGGAUCAGUGUCAAAGCAUAAUUCUAUUCUCAUAAAUACAGCCACAUACUAUAGCCAAUAUCUUACCGAUUUCUCUCUUUGCUCAUAUAGUAGUGUCAUCUGUGGUUUAUGCCUUGCUUGUAGUAUAUAUUUGUCCAUACUAGAGAACAAGUGACACAGCAAACCCAGCCCCUUGAUAGUGUAACUGCAUUCUAUGCUGCUUAACAGUAGGCUGUGUAAGUCAUUCCUCAUUUUAUAGCUGCAUUAAGUG